AUGGAUCAGUUCCAACUAGUGGAAGCGGAGUCUUGGCUGGAUACGUGGACGACUUGGUGUACUUUAACUCCUGCACCGCCCUCUCUUUUUUCUGCGACCGGUAUCUCUUCUUUAUCACACUUUAUUAUACUCGGGCGGCGUGGCAUGGCCAACCAUUGGCUCGGCGUUUUCAUUGCGGCGCUGGCCGUCACUCUGCUCUUCGUUGGCCAAGCUUCUGCACAGCAAGUGGAAAAAACAGGAUUCAAUACAGUACCUGACAAGUUCUUUUAUUUCAAGGAUUCAAAGGUCGUCUUAUGGCUCGAUGCUAGUGCACACGCCGUUUGGCGUUCCGACAAUCAUGGCAAACAAUGGGAACAAGUACAUGAUAUCCCAGGUGAUACUGCUGUCUAUUUAUAUGAACAUCCCUAUGAUAAGGAUAAGGCCUAUGUGCUUAGUAAAGGCAAGAAGCACUGGAAGACAAUCGAUCAAGGAAAGACAUGGCAGCCUUUUGAGACACCCGUUGAACCAGCUACUUAUCCACAACUUGGCUUUCAUGCUGAAAGAGGCAAUUACAUUUUGUUUCAUGGUUUCAAGUGUCAAUUGGGUGGAUGGACAGGUGUAGAUUGUCAGGAUGAGAUCUACUAUACCCUGAAUAAUUUUGAAGAAUUGACACUCCUUCGAAGCAAUGCUCCUUCAUGCAUUUGGUCGUUAUCAAGCCCUGAAUUUGAGAAUGCACCCGUCAAAGAAGUCAUGUGUGUGGAAGGUUCGAGUGGCGCGUUCCUAAAUCCUGAGGAUCUACAACUCGUGCAAUCUGAAGACUUUUUCCGCACCACUCAACCUGUUACCUUUGGAAAGCAAGAUCCUGUUCAUGGCAUCGUCGCCGUCAGUGCUAUCAAUCGAUUCCUCGUGGCAGCGGCCAAGCCCUCAGCCAAAGAACCUACCAUGGAUUUAUACGUCUCCCAAGAUGGCGAGAAUUGGCAUGAAGCUGUAUUCCCAGAAGGUGCUGGAUUACAGGAAAAGGCGUAUACGAUCGUUGAGUCAACAGGCUAUGCAUUGUUGGUGGAUGUGUUAUCCGACCAAGGAGCUGAGAUGGGUACCUUGUACAAGUCCAAUUCGAAUGGCACCUUUUUCGUCAAAAGUCUCGAUUACACCAACCGCAACAGCCUUGGUAUCAUUGAUUUCGAACGCAUUGCAGGCGUGGAAGGUGUCAUGCUAGCCAACAUUGUUGCCAAUCACCAACAGGCAGUGACGGGUAGUGCCAAGAAGGAUAUUCAAUCACGUAUCAGCUUUGAUGAUGGAUCGACAUGGUCAGCUAUUAAGAAGGUGGUUGAUACAGAAGGAAAGGAUAUGAAGUGCUCAGAGGAAGAGUGUGCUUUGCAUUUGCAUUCGGUUACUUCCAUGCACAAUAAUGGUCAAGUGUUUUCAUCCGAAACAGCCGUUGGUGUCGUCAUGGGUGUUGGUCACUAUGGUCACAGCCUUCUCGAGUAUGACGAGUGCGAUACUUUCUUAUCAACCGAUGGUGGAUUGACUUGGAAAAUGGUGCGUGAAGGUGCUCACAAGUACGAAUUUGGCGAUAUGGGAUCGAUGCUUGUCAUUGUGGAUGAUGAAAAGGAAGUUGAUCACGUAUGGUGGAGUAAGGAUCGUGGCGAUCAUUGGGAAAAGCUUGAUUUGGGCGUCAAUAUCCGUGCACGUAUUCUUACUACGGAUCCUGAAUCGACCUCUCGCAACUUUUUAUUGAUUGGAUCUUCACGUUCUUCCGAUGCGCAUGUACAAUCGAUUCAUCUCGACUUUACGCAAGUACAAUCUCGACAAUGUGAGCUUAUUGAAAACGAUGAUGAAAAGAGCGACUUUGAGAAAUGGUUUGCACGUGACUUGACCGAAGGUCCUGAUUGCUUGAUGGGCCACGAGCAAAUGUUUUAUCGUCGUAAAGCGGAUCGUGAUUGCUAUGUUGGCCGCGACUUUGAAGAUCCAGUAUUGGAAAUGAAGGAUUGUCCCUGUACAGAAGCCGACUAUGAAUGCGACUACAACUUUGUGCGUAAUGCGGAUGGCAAAUGCGAGCGUAUCGGCCCCGAUCGAUUGACAGGCGAUAUUUGCAAAUCCAAGGAUGCUGUAUAUCCUGCAUCAAGUGGUUAUCGACUUAUCCCAGGCAACACAUGCAAUGCUGAGAAUGGCAAACGAUUGGAUGAACCGGUUGAUCGGAAAUGCAGUGACAAUGAGGCAGAUGCUAUUCGUCCACCACCUCCUUCUUCGGGCGAUUCUUCGAGACCAGGCUUGGCCGCUCCUUCAGAUGAUGACAUUAAGCGCUAUCCUACCGAGUUUACCGACGAGAUUGAUCAAUUCAUGUACUUUAAGGAAUCACCUGCCAUGUUGUUACGUUUGCGCAAUGGCGAAGUGUGGUAUUCUCCAGAGCAUGGGAUGAAAUGGGAGCGCGUGUUACAAGAACAAGGACCUGCAUCAAGCAUUGUUUUGCAUGAAUUUGACAACACACGUGCAUAUGCAUUGCUUGAGAAUGAUAUCUACGCCACCAAAGAUCAGGGCAAAUCAUGGGAUCAUAUCAAGGUACCUUUGCCUCCUAGUCACUUUGUACCCCAGGUGCUGGAUUUCCAUCCUCAAGAAAAAGAUUGGCUUUUAUUCAUUGGCGAUAGCCAUACUUCACCUCGCCACGCUGAAGCAUACAUCAGUCGCGAUCAUGGUGGCAGCUGGGGCAAUUUGGAUAUGUGGGUCGACAAGUGCAUUUUCGGUCGUGAUUCAAAGUACAACAUCCAAAAGGAAACCAUCUAUUGCGCCGGCUAUGAUAGUCAGCAAAUUGGUGAAGAUUCGAAGCUCAUGCGUACAGUGGAUUGGGGAAACACCAAGGAAGUGCUCUUUGACAAUGUGGUCGAGUUUUUCGUCAUUGAAGAUUUUAUGGCUGUUGCAUCCAGCCGUGGUGGCGAUUUGAUCCUAUACGUCAGCGUGGAUGGUUACUCGUUUGCUGAAGCACAAUUCCCACCAAGCCAUUACAUUGAUCGCAACACGUUUACGGUGCUUCAAUCCACCACCCAUUCAAUCCUUCUCAACAUUUUCAAGGCCGUUGGAACCGCCAAAGCACAUGGCGCACUUUACAAAUCCAAUGAUAACGGCACCUUUUACCACAUGUCAUUGGACAACACGAAUGGUGAUGCUCUUGGCUUUGUUGACUUUGAAAAGAUGCAAGGUGUGGAAGGAAUUAUCUUGGCAAAUCAAGUGAUGAAUGCGGAUGAACUCGUCGGCAACCGGGGCACGGCCAAACGUGUGCGUACGAUGAUUACUUGGGAUGAUGGUGGACAUUGGGAGCCUUUAUCUCCACCCAAAAAGUUCGAUUGCGCCUCCAAAGACUGUACUUUGAACCUCCACAGCCGUACUGAUAUUCAUGGUCCUGGCGCUAUCUUCACUGCUAAUGGUGCACCUGGUCUUGCUAUGGGUGUUGGUAAUGUCGGACCUGAGUUGCUCCCCUACGACCAAAGUGAUACGUUCCUUACUCGUGAUGGUGGCCAUACUUGGGAUAUGAUCCAACAGGGUGAACAUCUAUACGAAUUUGGUGAUCAUGGAUCGUUGCUUGUAUUGAUCAAUGACGAAGGCCCUACAAACGAGUUGUUGUAUUCUUGGGAUCAAGGAGAGACUUGGCACUUUUAUCAGUUUGCACAAACACCUAUCAAGGUGACAGCAUUGACCACCGAUCCCAUGUCCACCACGUUGCGUUUUAUCAUUCUUGGUCAUACCAGGGACAUGCGCCGCUCACAAGUCAUUAUCACUGUUGACUUUAGCGAGACUAAACAACGCAAGUGUGAGAUGCACAAGGAUGAUGAUAGCCGCAACGACUUUGAACUAUGGAUUGCCAAGGAUGACGAUGGUGAUGAUGCAUGUCUCUUGGGUCACAAGCUUGGUUAUUGGCGCCGUAAAAAGGAUCGUGUUUGCAAGGUUGGAGAAGCAUUCAAGGAAGUUGAAGUCGUUCAGGAAACUUGCGAGUGCCGUGACAUUGAUUUCGAAUGCGAUUUUGGAUUCUGGCGUGAUGACAAGGGUGAAUGCCAAUUCUAUGGUCGUCAUCCUGAUCGACCAGUGGAUUGCAAAGAUAACUUCCGUGGUCGUUCUGGAUACAAAAAGAACCCUGCAAGCGUAUGUUCGGGUGGUAUCAACCUUGAGGAACAGCGUGAAUGGCCAUGUGGUGAAGCUGGUGAUGUCCAAAGCACAAAGACCGAAUUCACUGAUAAGAUUGUGGAUUACAUUUACUUUACGGAUACCGAUCGUGUUAUCGUACGCACCAUGGAUGGCAAAGUAUGGGGUAGCGAGAAUGAUGGCUAUAGCUGGAAGGAGUUGUUCCCAGGCAAGAACGUCAUUGCCGUUUACCAGAAUCCCAAGUUUGAAGAACGGGCAUACUUUAUCACGGAUGGCAUGAUGCAUUAUGCUACACAAGACAAGGGCAGCAACUUUGAAGAGAUGACCGUACCACUACUUCCAGUCACCAACUUGCAAGGCAAUGUAUUGAGCUUCCACAAUGAAGAGCCCGAGUAUCUCUUGUACCUUGGUGAAAAGGGUUGUGAUUCUCCCAUGUCAUCCGAUUGCCAUUCAGAAGCCUUUUAUUCUCAUGACCAUGGUCGCACUUGGCGUAGCUUGGGCACAUACAUGCGUAAUUGUAUUUGGGGUCAUGAAGGCAGCGUUGAAAAAGCCGAUCAUCAUGCCGUUCUCUGUGAGCAGUAUCGUGAGCAAUCAGGCAAUCAAAGGAGCUUCUUUGGCAACCCCGUGCAAUUUGUGACAUCCAACAACUAUUUCAAGAAUCGAGAUGUGCUCUUUGACGACAUUGCUGGUGUUGCAGUAUUUGGCAAAUACAUCAUCGUCGCUGCUGCCAACAAUGGUGGUGCUAGUCUUAAGCUUCAAGUGAGCCUUGAUGGUGCCACCUUUUCACCUGCGCAUUUCCCUGCUGGAUUUGACCUGCCGCCAGAAGCCUUUACGAUUAUGGAAUCUCUCAAUUCGAUCUGGAUCCACGUAUCAACCAAUACACACCAUGGCAGCGAAUAUGGUCACAUCUUUACAUCCAAUUCGAACGGCAGCUACUAUGUCAUGUCAUUGGAAAACGCCAACCGCAACGAAGUGGGAAUUGUUGAUUUUGAAAAGAUGCAAGGUAUUGAAGGCAUUGCUAUUGCCAACAAGGUCAGCAACCCUGGUGAAGCCAAUGUGGGCAACCCCAAGCGAUUGGAAACGGUCAUGACAGCGGAUGCCGGCAGCCGAUGGAUUCCCUUGACACCUCCUGAAAAAGAUAGCAACGGCAAAAAGUACAAUUGCAAGGGCAACGACUGCCAUCUUCAUUUGCAUUGUUAUUCGGAGCGCAAGAAUGCACGUGACUUAUUCAGCUUGUCGAGUGCCGUGGGAUUGAUGGUUGGUGUUGGCAACGUUGGCAAUCAACUUCAACCUUAUGGCCAAGGCGACAUGUUUUUGACACGCGAUGCUGGUAAAUCAUGGACCGAGAUCCAAAAGGGAACCCACUUGUGGGAGUUUGCAGAUCAAGGUGCGCUGUUGAUGCUUGUGGAUGAUGAAGAACCCACCAAUGAAGUCAAGUACACGACCAACGAGGGCAAGACUUGGAAGACAUACAAGUUUGCUGACAAGAGCGAACGCAUCAAGGUGGAUGAUAUCAUUACACAACCCGAUGGCACCAGCCAAAAAUAUGUCAUCUUUGGAGAGGAACGUCGUAGCGGCAAAACCGUUGCAUACCAUAUUGAUUUCAGCGCUGUACAACCCACAAAAUGCAAGCUUGAUCUCAACAAUCCUGAAAAUGACGACUUUGAAUUAUGGUCACCAGAGGAUACACGUGGUGAAAAAUGUCUCUUUGGUCGCGAGACCAAAUACUAUCGCCGUAUCCAAGAUCAUGAAUGCUACAUUGGUGAAAAGCUAUUACAACCCCACGAAGAAGUGCGUAAUUGCACCUGUACAAAUGAAGACUUUGAAUGCGACUUUAACUUUGUACGCAACGAGAACAAUGAAUGUGUGCUUGUGCCAGGCCUUGAACCAGUGAUUCCCGAAUGUGAUGGCACGAUGGAAUUCUAUUAUUACCCUACCGGUUAUCGCAAGACAGCUGCCACAUCAUGUCAAGGUGGUCUUACGCUUGAUGAAGGUGACAAGUAUUGGUGUCCUGGCAAAUCAACAUCUGGUGCCAUGUGGGUGGUGUAUAUCCUUGCUCCUAUUGCAGGUGCUGGUGCUAUCUACGGCUGCAUCCAAUAUCGUCGACAUGGUGGCGGUGGUGGACGAAUUCAUUUACCUGAUGGUAGCACCAUGCAAUCAUCACGUUUAUUAUCCCAUCCAGUGCUUGCAAAGAUGGCAGCAGCAGCUGUUGUGAUACCCGUGGCUCUUAUUGGCCUUUUGUCAAGAAUUCCAAUUCCACAUUCCUGGUCAGAUGUUACUGAUGUCUUGCACCAAAUCCCAUUACCAUCAUGGCUCACAGGUCGCACACGUGGUUAUAAUCCAUUGAGCCAAGACGAACAUGCAACCGAUGUAUUAUUAGAUGACUAUGACGAAGGACAGCUAUUGGAGGAUAUUGAAGAAGACGCUGAUGAGCUUUAUUGA
This is a messenger RNA of Lichtheimia ornata, 6552 nucleotides long. RefSeq lists its product as uncharacterized. The coding region runs from base 1 to 6552 and encodes 2183 amino acids. The transcript is spliced from 14 exons. The record is from RefSeq and is a predicted model, not a curated record. Gene Ontology annotation, biological process: Golgi to vacuole transport; protein targeting to vacuole; Golgi to endosome transport. Gene Ontology annotation, cellular component: Golgi apparatus; membrane. Gene Ontology annotation, molecular function: protein binding. Lineage: Eukaryota; Fungi; Mucoromycota; Mucoromycetes; Mucorales; Lichtheimiaceae.